UGACUUAAACAUUGACACUCGUCACAAGCAAAUACCCCUAAACGUUAGCUUUUUGUAUGACAGAGAUUUCAAUCUAUUCGGUUCAUGGAAUUACCCCCAUUUGACUGCACAACUUAUUUUCGUUUCACAAGUCAUGUUCGGGGUAAAAUGUUGAUCGUCGAGGUCCGGAGUUUCUAAUAUAGAAUAAAAAUAGAAUUCUUUAUCUUUGAUCUGCAUUUGAAAGCAUCACAUAUCAAAUUGAACGCAGAAUAAUGAUUCACGACUUGGAGUAGUUGGUAAAACUUAGCUGAGAAGAUUUCUCGAAACCUGUAUGCAAGUGGAAGCAAAUAUUUAAAAGGUUCUUCAUCUCUGGCCAAUGUUUCAAUAGGAUGUUGGUGAAACAUCAGCUCUUCUGACCAUGGAUUACCUGCGAUCAAUGAAAUCUAAACUGGUUAACAAUCUUGCGUCAACCGGUCUUAUUCAACACUCUGGAUAUGGAGAAGACAUCGAACUUUGCCCUAGGGAUCGAGUCGUUUCUCGCAAAUACACAAAUGAACUUACAUCACCUGACGAUACCCCGGAUGCAGAGACGCCGGACGAAUCUAUAUCCCAUCAUGCUAACGGACGAGCGUUAGGACCGAGUAAGAGUUCGGAUAACCAAGUCGAAAAGCCCUCCGAUGAGCAAGAGAAGGGAAAGAGCAGCGCUUUACAAGCUUGCUGGAAUGUCAGUAACUGUAUGCAAGGCAUUGGUAUCCUCAGCUUACCAUACACAGUCAAGCAAGGGGGCGUGGCAUCAUUGGUUGCCAUGGUAGUUAUACUCAUCCUUGGUCACUAUACCAGCAAGAUCCUAGUUUACUGUAAAUACGACGACGAUGAGGAUGAUGAAGAUAGCGACUCGAGGAUAAACGACACGCGUAGAAAUGCUCCGAUUGAAUCUGACCGUCCAGAGGUCGUGCGAGAGACAUACGCCGACAUCGCUGAUGCUUGCUUCAAACAUGGAGGCCACGUGAUCAAUGCUGUACAGAUCGUUGACAUUCUGACGGUGGCAGCGCUGUAUCUUCAGUUGUCGGGUGCCCUUCUGGUAGAUACCUUUCCGCAAGCUGGAUUAAACCGGUUUCUCUGGACAGCCAUAACCGUCGUCGUGCUUCUUCCAACGGUGCUCUUCAAGAAUCUUACAAGGAUAUCGUGGUUGAGCCUGGUGGCUUUAAUCGCUCUUGCCGUGAUGUUAUCAAGUGUAGUGUGGUACAGCUUCGGUCGUAGCAUCCACUGGAAGAUGGAGAGCAUCCCGCCGUUUUCCAUCGAGCCCUUCGCCAUCAGCGCCGCCAUGAUAUCUCUCAAUUUUGGGGCGCAGUUCUUGAUGCCGGGAGUGGAAGGCAGUAUGCGUGAACCUUCCAAAUUCAACACGAUGCUCAACUACUCCUACAUAGUUACAGGGUUUCUCAACGUUGGCUUCUCCCUCUUCGCCUUCUUGACCUUUGUGGAAGACACGCAGGAGUUCAUCACUUACAACAUGCCUCGAGGACCACUCCAAGCUACCGUCAGUUGUCUUUUCGUCAUCAAAUCCUUACUUACUUACCCGCUUAUGAUUUUUGUCAUCGUGAGUACCGUCGACUCAAUGAAGUUGUCGUUCCUGCCGCGUUGUUAUCCAGAACAAGAUGAGCGUUGUCCACCUAUUUGGGCCAUCAUUUUUAGGGUUAUCCUAGUAGGCAUGUCUUUCCUGAUGGCAGUAGCAAUUCCGCACUUCUCGUUGCUGAUGGGUGUUUCUGGGAGUCUCACCGUACCUUGGCUGGACUAUAUAUUCCCUUGUCUGUUUUAUUUAAAGCUGAGAAAGGCCAAUAUAGGAAUGCUGGAGAAAGCAUAUCUUUGGUUCAUCAUCUUGCUAGGUGGAAUAGCAGGUGCCGUAGGACUUUUCUAUUCGUGUAGAGCUAUGGUUAGGGCAAUGUCAGGAGAAAUUAAUGAUGGUUGGUAG
Molecule: messenger RNA, 1948 nt
Organism: Lytechinus variegatus (green sea urchin)
Lineage: Eukaryota; Metazoa; Echinodermata; Echinoidea; Temnopleuroida; Toxopneustidae
Product: vesicular inhibitory amino acid transporter-like
Exons: 5
Coding region: 398-1948 (516 amino acids)
Biological process (GO): amino acid transmembrane transport
Cellular component (GO): vacuolar membrane
Molecular function (GO): amino acid transmembrane transporter activity
Source: RefSeq, a predicted model, not a curated record